Messenger RNA from Babesia bovis T2Bo, 692 nucleotides. Its product is annotated as putative integral membrane protein. The transcript has a single exon. The record is from RefSeq and is a predicted model, not a curated record. NCBI's taxonomy places the organism in Eukaryota, Apicomplexa, Aconoidasida, Piroplasmida, Babesiidae. The coding region runs from base 59 to 634 and encodes 191 amino acids.
UUCAUUUGAUGACCUUACCUACACAUUAAGGCAAACUUUUAGCUGUUUUUAUUCUAAAAUGUUUAAAAUCAGGUUAUCACAUUUAGGGCAUUAUGUACUAUUGACCCCUUUGAUGGUUUUGCUAUUGACAUCAGUCAUUGGCAGUAAAUUGAAACAGGAGCCUACAAAUACUAUAUCUCCUUCUAAGGAAAAUGUAAUAUUUGCGGGAUGCAAUUUUACACAUGAGAGUGAGCGUGGAAUGCCACCCUUCGACGCUUUUGAUCGAGAAUCAAACACAUGUGACGUGCCGGUGAAGAAAACUCCACAGCGGUUUUAUUACAUUUGUCCUGGCAUUUCGACACCUUGGACAUGCCCUGUAGAGGUAUUGCAUCAAGGUCAGGAGGUAGCUAUGGAUACAUUGGUUGAGCAGCUUGCAAUUCGCAAAAUUCCUCAUAGUACUCAACAGGGAGUUGAGGUAUACACUGGUAUUUUAAGUUACUACAAUGAGGUUUUUACUGCUAUUUGCACGUGCGAGCUUCCCGAUGGUCAACUGUUCAUAAUGAAGUUUCAGACUACUGGCUUCUUAUCGUUGAAGUUAAUAGUUCCCAUUACGAUACCCAUAUUAUUUAUAUUGGAUUACCUUUGUCCUUGGUGAUAUGGGAUUGAUGUAAUAAUUUAAACACACUACGUUUAAUGGCGUCAUUCUGCAACAG